AUGGAGGCAAUGUUAGAAAAUGAUAAUCCUAACCUUACAGUUGAUAUAUUGGCUAAAAAUUUAAUAUGUAAAGUUUGCGAGGAUGAUUUAUCAUUAAAACAAAUAAAAAGAGAAAUCCAUUCAACGUUUACUAUUAAAUGUAAAAAGUGUGGUAUAAUAAAUCUAGUUGAUACAGUUCAUGUUUCUAAGGAUAACAGCAAGCGUGCAGAUAUAAACACUAAAGUUGUAUUUGGUGCCUUACAUGCAGGAAUUGGAUGCACAGCUUUGAAUGAAGUUUUAGCUUGUACUAAUUUACCAGGCAUUUUAAAGGAUUUGUAUAAACGCUAUGAAAGAGAAGUGGGACCUGCGAUAGAAGCUGUGGCCAAAGAAAGCUGAAUCGACGAUUAUGACAAACUAAUAAAUGAUCAAUUACAAUUAGAUAAUGAACUCCAAGAAGACUUAAUUGCCAAAGACACAUUUGUUGAGAAAGCAAAUAAUUACAAUAAAAUUGAUAUUACAGAAAUUAUCGACUGUGCAAAUGUAUCUCUCUCCGUGGGCAUCGCUGCAGAUAUUCCCAUCAUAAUUUCAAAUACACCCGACAAAGCUCAACAUGACGUACAUGUAGAAAAGUCUUCACUUUUGGAACCAAACUUUCAACAAAUGGGAAAUACACCAACGCCUAAAAUUAAAUCAGAUUCUAAAAUCAAGAGAAAUUCAAAUUUAGGAAAGAAUUGUCAAAAUUGA
This is a messenger RNA of Brassicogethes aeneus, 723 nucleotides long. Lineage: Eukaryota; Metazoa; Arthropoda; Insecta; Coleoptera; Nitidulidae. The record is from the annotation of a GenBank genome assembly.